Molecule: messenger RNA, 1270 nt
Organism: Microtus ochrogaster (prairie vole)
Lineage: Eukaryota; Metazoa; Chordata; Mammalia; Rodentia; Cricetidae
Product: chymosin-like
Exons: 10
Coding region: 1-1218 (405 amino acids)
Biological process (GO): proteolysis
Molecular function (GO): aspartic-type endopeptidase activity
Source: RefSeq, a predicted model, not a curated record
AUGAACGAGCCUUCUCUUUUAGACGUUGCUCUCUGCGGGAACGUGGAGAUCCCUCUGCACAAAGGGAAGUCUCUGAGGAACACCCUGAAGGAGCAUGGGCUGCUGGAGGACUUCCUGAGGACGCACCAGUCUGAGUUCACUGAGAAGGGCUUUGGCACCGGCAUCGUGGCCAGUGAGCCUCUGACCAACUACCUGGAUGCUUGGGGUAGGACGGCAGAGAGACUGAAGAAGAGCCCUCCCUGUGGAGCGGGCACGGCCUUUCCUUUUCCCCCACUUGAUGACCCCCUUCUCAGUGAGUACUUCGGAACGAUCUACAUCGGGACACCGCCACAGGAGUUCACGGUGGUGUUUGACACAGGCUCCUCGGAGCUCUGGGUGCCCUCUGUCUACUGUAACAGCAGAGUCUGCCAAAAACAUCACCGCUUUGACCCGUCCAAGUCCUUCACCUUCCAGAACCUGAGCAAGCCCCUGUUUGUCCAGUACGGUACUGGGAGAAUGCAGGGUUUCCUGGGCUACGACACUGUCACAGUCUCUGACAUUACAGUUACCCACCAGACUGUGGGCCUGAGUACCCAGGAGCCAGGUGACAUCUUCGUCUUCUCUCCAUUCGAUGGCAUCCUGGGGCUGUCCUACCCUUCUCUCGCCUCCAAGUAUUCAGUACCCAUAUUUGACAACAUGAUGAAUAGGCACCUGGUCGCCGAAGACCUGUUCUCUGUCUACAUGAACAGGAAUGACCAGGGGAGCAUGCUCACCCUGGGGGCCAUCGAUCAGUCCUACUUUGUAGGCUCGCUGCACUGGGUGCCUGUGACCGUGCAGGGAUAUUGGCAGUUCACAGUGGACAGGAUCACCAUCAAUGACGAAGUGGUGGCUUGUCAAGGUGGCUGCCCUGCCUUUCUGGACACAGGCACUGCCCUGCUGGCGGGCCCUGGUGGAGACAUCCUCAAUAUCCAACAGGCCAUUGGGGCUGUGCAGGGUCAUUAUGGCCUGUUUAAAGUCAACUGCUGGAGUUUGGGGAUGAUGCCCACAAUUGUCUUUGAGAUCCAUGGCAGGAAGUUUCCACUGCCUCCCUCGGCCUAUAUCAACCAGGAACCGGGCUCCUGCACCAGUGGCUUCAAGUUUGGUUCCCAGAUGUGGAUCCUGGGGGACGUUUUUAUCCGGGAGUUCUACAGUGUUUUCGACAGGGCCAACAAUCGUAUUGGGUUGGCCAAGGCUAUCUGAUUAUACAACUACACCAGAUUGUGUUUUACACACACACACACACACACACACA